GCUUUUGGUCUAGUGUUUAGGGUGCUUUUCGAGACCCCAUGGUUGCGCAUGGUAUCCACUCGUCAAUGGAAGUGGCCCCCCCGGGGCGAUGACAAAGUAAUUUUCAGAAUUUGAAAAUAUUUUUUAGGACCCCAAAAAUUUGAGCCUUAUUUGAUGUGUAAAUCGGAAAGCUGAUAACGACCUCUACGCCGUUCCUUGUUGUUUGUUGUGAUCGAUGUGAUAUAUACCGCGCGUGCUAUGCUGAGCUGAGUCUUCGAAGAGUUUUGCGCGAUCCGAGCCGAGAGUCAAGUCAAAAGAACAUAUUGUAAGCAGAGCAUUCAAUGACAAUCAGAAAGACUGAUGGUAGCAUAAAAUGGCUACUGAGAGUGGAACAGGUGAUUCCUUAUCUUAUUCUAAGGAGAUCAACAAGAGUGCACAGGAAAGUUUAAUACCACUCACAGAAGACUUGGCAGAAUGGCUCUCAAGGGUGUUGGAUGUCAGUGUUGAAGUUGACACUUUGAUGGAUUCAUUAGACAAUGGUGUAUUGCUUUGUAAACUUGCUCAGUUAAUACAAAGGAAAGCCAUAGAAUGCCAAAGGACAGGACAUAAAAUCAAAGAUAAUGUACCACAACAUAAAAUCAAAUGUCGAGAGAAUGCCACAUCUGAGUCUUUCUUCGCUCGUGACAACAUUGCUACAUUUCUUUCUUGGUGCCGGGAACUAGGAUUAGAAGAUACCUGUCUCUUUGAGACUGAUGGGCUCGUGCUAAGAAGAUCCCCACAGAAUGUGUUAGUAUGUGUCUAUGAACUGGCUAGGCUUGGCUCAAGACUUGGCAUUGAACCUCCGGGAUUACUCAAACUUGAAAAAGAGAUUGAGAAAGAGGAGAGGAACCCUAGACCAGUCUCAGGAAGAAAGGUCUCGGCCUUAGAUCAACAGGUUCAGAAGAUCUCUAAACAGAAGAAAAUAGUGGACAUUCAUCGAAUAUCAGAAGGAAAAUACAAUAUUGGAGGAAAGAUUGUAUUAAUAAGGAUGCUGAGAGGUCGUCAUGUGAUGGUUCGUGUUGGAGGCGGAUGGGAGACGUUGGAAUCUUACCUUGAUAAACACAUAGUGACUUCCAUGAAGCGAGUCGGUCGAGCUGUAGAUCUAGACUCAGGUGAAACUAUACAGGAUGAUUACUUUGUGAUGAAUGCCAAAUAUAAGAGCCAUAGUAAUGUCAACAACAAUGGAAGGACAUAGCCCUCACUGAACUUUCGAAAGUUGUUGCUUUUUACAUGCUUUAAAAUAGUAUUGAUACAAAGUGGCGAUGCAGUGCAGUCAAGGGUAUUUACAAUAUGCAACAAAGACAAGCAUUAAUUGCUUAGGUCAAGUGGUUUGAAUAGCAUUGUGGAUGCCCAGGAUGCCUGCACUAACAUCGCAAAUUAAAACUGUGCAUUACUUGUUUUAUAAAAUGGGUCAGCUGUAUGAAUAUAUGGUUGGGAAUUCUCUAAAAACUACUCCAAAUUUCAUCAUAUUGCACAGACAAUGUACCCAAAAUUCUUAGGGUGCCGUGGCGGAGAGGUCUAAGGCGCCUGGCUGACAUUUGAAAGUCCGGGGUUUGAUCCCCGACCACGGCACCUGUGCCCGUGAGCAAGGCGAACAGUGCUCUUUUAUCCUACAUUUAAAUAGAUGGAAAUGCUAUAUGCAUUUUUGGUAACUAGGUGUGCACUUGAGUUAAAAGGAAAAAAAAUUGCUUAGUGCUGCACCCCCCAAAAUUGUAUUUUGCCAUCCAGAACAUUGCUUUACUAAUACAACUAAAGUUAUUAGACAAACUUAUUCUUUCUAUUAUUUGAAAGGUGUAUUUAAAAGAGUAGCUAUUUAUGACUCAAGUCCAUGAGAGACCAGACAGAGUGUUUGUCAUUUCAAUCUGGCUAUAUAGGAUCUUGUCAACUAAAUCCCGUCCUUGAAAAAUGAUGAAGAAUUGUAUUCAUUCUGCUAUUGCUGCUGUCCAAUGAAGACCUCUUUUAAUUUGCAGUGUGCCUUCAUAUAUUGCCUUUUGUUCAGACAUUCAAAGAUAUAUGACCAAUACAAUCCAAUGAGCUUUCAUUUCACUCUUUCAGGUAUUUUCCCUCUUUUCUUUACGCUUGGAUCUUUCCUUGUUGAAAUCUAAGUUUCAGUAUGUUCUAUAUCUAAAACCUUGAAUCAAAGAAAAUAUUAAGUGUUUGUCAAGCCCAGCCAAUGAUGAUGAUGAUGUUUGGAUUUAGAAAUUAUACAUCAUUAAGGCAUACAUGCGCUUGGUACAGUACCUGUAGAGUAUAACAUUUCUAAUCAGGGUUCCCAGCCCGUCGGGGAAAUCAGGAAAAAUUAUUUUACAUUUUUCCAGUCAGGGAAAAAUCAGGGAAUUUGAUUUAAAAAAUACCUCAAAUCAGGGGAAAAUGCCUCAAACGAGGGAAAGAUCUGGGAAUUUUUAUUGGCGUAAUCCGCCCAAAAGUUGAAAGUACGGUAGUCAGCAAGGGCGGAAAUCUCUCCCCAAAGGUAGGGGACCAGGGGCUCGAAAAUUUGACAAGC
Messenger RNA from Lytechinus pictus (painted urchin), 2521 nucleotides. Its product is annotated as growth arrest-specific protein 2-like. Gene Ontology annotation, biological process: actin crosslink formation. Gene Ontology annotation, cellular component: actin filament. The transcript is spliced from 7 exons. Bases 353 to 1213 code for a protein of 286 amino acids. The record is from RefSeq and is a predicted model, not a curated record. Gene Ontology annotation, molecular function: microtubule binding; cytoskeletal adaptor activity; actin filament binding. Lineage: Eukaryota; Metazoa; Echinodermata; Echinoidea; Temnopleuroida; Toxopneustidae.